Molecule: messenger RNA, 2259 nt
Organism: Archocentrus centrarchus (flier cichlid)
Lineage: Eukaryota; Metazoa; Chordata; Actinopteri; Cichliformes; Cichlidae
Gene: slc35b3
Product: solute carrier family 35 member B3
Exons: 10
Coding region: 292-1416 (374 amino acids)
Biological process (GO): 3'-phosphoadenosine 5'-phosphosulfate transport; transmembrane transport
Cellular component (GO): endoplasmic reticulum membrane; Golgi membrane
Molecular function (GO): 3'-phosphoadenosine 5'-phosphosulfate transmembrane transporter activity
Source: RefSeq, a predicted model, not a curated record
CCAAUGGCGGUGCAGUUCAGAGUUCGGAGCGGAGCGGAGCGGAAGUUGUUGGCUGCCUCUGCCUGCCACCCCUGCAAGUGCGUGUAGCCUUUAGCAGGCUAGCACGCUUCUCAGCGCUUUUUGGCCUUUUGUCACUGGGGAGUGAAAACACGAAAAUGUUCAGAGUGUACAAAAGAUGAAGCCGGCGCGUCGAGAGGAAUGAUUUUCACCGGUGUCGCCUCUGAAACUGAGGAUAAGCGCACGUAAAGACACCCGGAAGUGUCGUUGAAGCUUCCAGCAGCCGCCGAUACAAUGAGUGCCAAAUAUGGCCUGGUGGGCUACAACAGUUCACGGAAGCACAUUUCAAUCUCCAUCCCCUCGUCUACAGAGGUGAUGUCACCUCAUAUAAAGUCUGUGGAGGAGCUGAGGGUUCUGGGGAUCAACCUGAGCAGCUUAAGUGCGCCCACACAGUUCUUUAUUUGUGUGGCUGGAGUCUUCCUCUUUUACCUCGUGUAUGGAUACUUGCAGGAGUUGAUAUUUUCUGUGGAAGGAUUCAAGCCUUUUGGCUGGUACCUCACUCUGGUUCAGUUUGGCUUCUACUCCAUGUUUGGAUUAGUAGAGCUUCAGCUCACACAGGACAAACGCAGAAGGAUACCAGGAAAGACCUAUAUGAUCAUAGCAUUUCUAACAGUGGGCACUAUGGGCCUGUCAAAUACCUCUUUGGGCUACUUGAACUACCCUACACAGGUCAUCUUCAAGUGCUGUAAACUCAUCCCAGUCAUGAUUGGAGGAGUGUUUAUACAAGGUAAACGCUAUAAUGUGGCUGACGUGUCUGCUGCUCUCUGCAUGAGUCUGGGACUCAUCUGGUUUACUCUAGCUGACAGCAAAGUGGCCCCCAACUUCAAUGUCACAGGUGUCCUCCUCAUCUCCCUGGCACUGUGUGCAGAUGCUGCCAUUGGAAACGUGCAAGAGAAAGCCAUGAAACUCCAUAAUGGCUCCAACUCUGAGAUGGUGCUGUAUUCGUACUCCAUCGGUUUUGUCUACAUCCUGACGGGCCUGCUGUGUGUUGGUGGGCUGGGACCAGCUGUAGCCUUCUGCUCAGAGCACCCUGUGAAGACAUAUGGUUAUGCAUUCUUCUUCUCUCUUACGGGUUAUUUUGGGAUCUCCUUUGUGCUGGCCUUAAUCAAGCUCUUUGGAGCUUUGGUUGCAGUAACAGUGACCACUGGGAGAAAGGCCAUGACUAUCGUGCUUUCCUUCAUGUUCUUCACAAAACCCUUCACUUUCCAGUACAUCUGGGGCGGCCUUCUGGUGCUCUUUGGAAUUUUUUUGAAUGUUUACAGUAAAAACAAAGACAAAAUGAAGCUUCCCUCCAUCAAGGACCUCAGGAGCCGGCUGCUGGCGGGAAAGAAAGUCCGAUUUCUUUCACAAAACGUGUAGGAGACACCCAAAGGUUCAGUGGAAGUCCUGUGCAGGCCGACUGCUUCUCUCUGCCACUUCUGGGGUCGCGUUGGCCCAGAACUCCCAGAGGAUAUGCUGAAGCGUGCGCCUGAGCCGCGGGUCUCAUCACCACUAAUGUCGAGCCAAAGAUGGGUAUACAGGGUUUGAGCUCCAGUCAGCCUUACAAACUGUGGGAGAGGGAGUCGCUGCGUUCCAUCUGUCUACCAGCACACCGCUGGUUAACUGAAGUAGCACUGUCUGCAGUACAAUGAAGGAACUGUGUUUUAAAAGGGGACCGAUGCCUAGUGGGGGUCUUGCGAAGCGAAGUUUCAAAGCCCCACAGAAACUUUUCCAACGUGUUGUACAACACUGCGGACAUACCGUACGAGACUUUCUAAAGGGAAGCCAGCUCGUUAGCUCACCAAAUUGCACCGUUUUGCACUGGAAUUGACAAACACUUAAAACCUUGAGUGGUUGGAGCAAAAAUGAAAUGUUUGAAAGAGAGAGUAUAGAGAUCCAUGGUAAUAUAUAUCAUGUCUGAAGUUAUUGUCACCCAUUCUAAAAGAGAAUCAUACAUAUUGAUUAAAAAACUGUAUAUUUGCAUGUGCCAGAAAGAUGGAGGGAAAUAUUGUUUUUCGGGACCAUUUGUCUUUUUAAAAGUGUCUUUCAUAGUUUUUUUGGUAAUUCAUUAUCUAUCUGAACCCUAAUUGAUGAAAAUGUGUGUAACGUGUGGUCACAUUUUGGGGAAUAGAGUCGGUAGCUACCGUACAUCAACAGUAUCCGCUGCCAUAAUUUGCUAACCAUAUGUUUGGGUGAAAGGGUAGAGCUCUUUUUACAAUAAAA